This is a messenger RNA of Adineta steineri, 354 nucleotides long. Lineage: Eukaryota; Metazoa; Rotifera; Eurotatoria; Adinetida; Adinetidae. The record is from the annotation of a GenBank genome assembly.
AUGUCACGGCCAUAUCCGAUAGAGCCAAAUGCAAGUAACUUUGAUUAUGAUCCAGGUCAAGCAAGUAAUCCGCAAGAAGUAACACCACUUGGUACUUCAAAUUAUAUACAAACACAAAUAGAAAUCUAUGGCGAUGAACUGAUACAAUGUACUUGUCCUUACUGUAAAAGAUUAAUUAUUACACGAGUUGAAAGGAAAACAGGUUUCACAGUAUGGUUAGUUUGUGGUACAAUUAUACUUCUUGGUGGAUGUUUUGGCUGUUGUCUCAUUCCAUUUUGUAUUAAAAGUCUUAAAGAUAAAACGCAUUAUUGUUCUAGUUGUGGAGCACGUCUUUGUGAAUCUAAAUUAUUAUAA